Phragmites australis (common reed) is the source of this 1277-nucleotide messenger RNA. RefSeq names its product putative HVA22-like protein g. Bases 143 to 988 code for a protein of 281 amino acids. The transcript has 7 exons. The record is from RefSeq and is a predicted model, not a curated record. Lineage: Eukaryota; Viridiplantae; Streptophyta; Magnoliopsida; Poales; Poaceae.
CCCGCGCCUUCCCAAGCACGCCGCCUUGUAUUCUUCUCCCUCUCCCAGUCGUCCUCCUCCCCCGCUUCUCCACGGGGCUGGCGUGGAGUAGCGGCGGCUCCAUCUCCGGACCCGGGCGAUUCCUUCCCCUCUCGGGCUCAAGAUGAUCGGUUCAUUCAUUACCAGAGCUCUAACACUUGUUCUUGGAUAUGCGUACCCAGCCUAUGACUGCUACAAGAUGGUGGAGCUGAACAGACCUGAGGUUGAGCAGUUGCGGUUCUGGUGUCAGUACUGGAUUUUACUUGCAGUUCUCACUGUACUGGAGAGAGUUGGGGAUAGUUUCGUAUCAUGGUUACCGAUGUAUAGUGAAGCAAAGCUUGCAUUUAUCGUGUACUUGUGGUACCCCAAGACACGUGGGACUGCCUAUGUGUAUGAGUCAUUCUUCAAGCCAUACAUUGCAAAACAUGAAACUGAGAUUGAUCGAAAUCUGCUUGAGUUGAGGACAAGAGCUGGUGACAUGGCAGUUCUUUACUUCCAGAGGGUUGCAAACUAUGCUCAGACAAGGACCUAUGAAAUCUUGCAGUAUAUUGCCUCACAGUCACAGACUCAAAGACCUCGCCCUCAGGCACAGCAACAACAACAACGUCCACCACCACCACGGACCCGGCAGGUGAAUCCUGCACCUCCACCUGUUCCCACACCAUCGGCGCCUCCACUGCCACAACAGCUCGCCCAAGUUCCUCCGACUCCUCCAAGUCCUCCGAUUCCAGUUGCCCCUCCUGGUGCAGUGCCUCCUGUCCAGCCACAGCCACCACCUGUUCCUGAAGCUGUUGCCACCAACGGUCCCCAGAACUCCGAAGCCAUGCAGGUCGACCCAUCCCGCGCAUCGACAAGCAGCGCACUGCCACCACUACCACCUGAGGAGACGCUCAUCGAGGAGGCGAUUCGGUUGACACGAGGCCGGCUCAGGAGGCGCAUGGCUGGAGGAUCUGGACCACCACCGAAUUAGUCCCCGCCAAGGAUCAUUUCUCACCACUGUCUCUACGCUGAGUUGGUUCUGGAGCUGGUGCUCCUCUGAUAAUAGAGGGAAUGCUGGAUUGGUUAUACGGAUUUCGAUUUCCUUGCACGCAUUCCUACUGUAUAAACUGGAACCAGUUUCAUGUUGCAAAUUGUGAAUAGACCAAGGAACUGAAGUAGACGAUGUGGUGCCCACAGAUAAGUUUCACUAGCUAGGAAGGCAUUAGGAGAUGAUUGAGUUUGAUCUGUUGCAAACAUGAACGAAGUCAGCAGAUUUGGCA